AUGGGAUCUGUGGUCCCCCGAGCACUCUCCUGGAAUGCUGGGAAAUGUAGUCUCUUUCGCAUCGCCCAGUGCAACCUGCUGUCAUCCCAGAACCUUAGUUGCCAGUCGGCGAGGCGGGCUUUCCAUUGGCUUCGGGGCGGGCACUCCGAGGCUAGGGGGAAGGAGAAGAGAUCAGGAGCGGGAGCUGAGGGGAGGGAGAGGCCGGUCCGGGUCUGGCCGCUGCCGCUGCUCGCCCGAGGUCUCCAGGCCGGGCUGCGGCUCCGUCCUCGGCUCCUGGGCACCGUCUGCGAGGCUCCGCCGGGCCAGCGUGGGAGAGCCGCGGGCGGCGGCCGCCGCAUCAUGUCAGCCAAGGACGAGCGGGCCAGGGAGAUCCUGAGGGGCUUCAAACUAAAUUGGAUGAAUCUCCGGGAUGCUGAGACAGGGAAGAUACUAUGGCAAGGAACAGAAGACCUGUCAGUCCCCGGUGUGGAGCAUGAAGCCCGUGUUCCCAAGAAAAUCCUCAAGUGCAAGGCAGUGUCUCGAGAAUUGAACUUCUCUUCAGCAGAGCAAAUGGAAAAAUUCCGCCUGGAGCAAAAAGUUUACUUCAAAGGGCAAUGCCUAGAAGAAUGGUUCUUCGAGUUUGGCUUUGUGAUCCCUAACUCCACAAACACCUGGCAGUCCCUGAUAGAGGCAGCGCCCGAGUCCCAGAUGAUGCCUGCCAGCGUGCUAACUGGGAAUGUUAUCAUAGAGACAAAGUUUUUUGACGACGAUCUUCUUGUAAGCACAUCCAGAGUGAGACUUUUCUACGUUUGAGAGAAGAAUGUGUGUGCAUUUCAAGAAUUUGGGGUUUUGGGGGGAAAGGAGGAAACUGUUUACUUUUUUCCUCCACACAUUUGGUUUUUGACACUUUCACCCCUAAUUCCCUCUAUGGCAAAACCCACCUGCAGCCACCAGGGGACCAGUUCUGUGUAGGUAACCAGAUGGCUGUUUCCUCCCAAGCUGCCAUCUUCCACUGACCAGACGAAACUCCCAACCCCAGACCAGGGUAGAAGGCGAGCCUUGAGUCCUUCCCACGGUGACACAGGGACAAACGCUUACCACGAGAGUGGAUGCUCUUCCCACCCCCUCCCUGCCUCCUCCUUGGGCCCUGCAGGCAACACAUCUUCCUUUGGCCCCUGGUUUUGGAAAAAUUCAUAUUCCUGACUUAUGUUUAGUUUUUUUUCCUACCAUUUCUAUUUCAUACAUUCUCAUACACCUAACUUGUAAAAUAGACUGAUAUUAUUAUUACAUAAUGAAUUAAAACAUAUGAAUUAAAAUAUUCCUACAGUCUUUAGCAUGGCACUGCUUUCAUCUCUACUUUUUCUGGAACAUGAACUCGGCCCCAUGAUGGGAAGAAAGACAUUUAUCAGACCAUAGGAUCACCACUAUGUUUUACUCCAGAGAUCGACUGAUAGAUCUUGCGGUUCCUGUUGCUUCAGUUGCUGCUUUCCAAGAAUGUUACAACGUACCCAGACAAGACCCAUGACCUUAACAUUUGUCUUUUAGACGUGAUAUUUAGUGGUUCUCUUCCAGAACAUAGAUGCGCCCGUUGUUUGUUUGUUGUUAACUUUUUUCAUACCUUGAUGAUGUACAUUUGUUCAAGAGAUUUCCUUGGCAGAGUAGGGACUCUUACAUUCCUAAGUGAGAGAACAGAGGUUACAAAAUGGAGAAAAAAAAUCUCCUUCGAGUCAUGUGGAGAACGAUGGGAAUGCAUCUGGGAUGGGGUGGGUGCUGGGAGGCCUCAAAACCCAGUCAAAUGGUGGUGUGACCGGUGUGGUGUGGGAGAGAGCGAUCAUAUCUGCAGUGCCUGCAAGUCCGACAUGAGAGAGAGAAGGGGUCUUUUUUAGGAACCUACCUCUGACCUCCCAGUAGCUUUCACUAUCCUUUAUAAAAUACCAACAAUUAAGUUUUGCGGUUCCCACAGUAGUAAGGUCUGAGGCCAGAGGGGAGGAGACUACACCAAAAGAUGGGCCCUCUGUGGUGUAGCCCCUGCUCCCAGAUUCCUCCUCUCCUUGUGUCUGUUGCCGAAGGGUCUGUUUGCAUCUGUGGAUGGGGAGAGAAGUACAUUUUUAGUAUACUAUUGCCCUGUUUCAGUGGUAACUCUAUUCUUCACAUUAGGGCUGUUGUCUUGAAAAGCCAAUUUUUAAAUUCCAAGGUUGGAUUAAAACAACAACAACAAAGUUCAAAUGCAUCCAGGUUUCCUUUUACUUUCUGGAAAUACCAUCUCUUUUCUCAGAGUGAGAGCUCGUCUCCUUUCCUUUUCCUAAACUGUAUCUGCUCCCCAUCAAGGAAGGCUCUCAGGGGACUGGACACCUCCCAGUGGAGAAAAGACCAUCCCAGGGAAGCUUCUCCACCUGCUUAGAGCCUCCUUCACUGUCAGGGACACACUUCUUUGCCAGCUGCUCUUAAAAAAAAAAGUUACAGCCCAGUCCUCCUUAGACUCUUACCAUCUCCUCAGGCAACAGUGCAUAUGCUCAGGCAAUGUGGAUCAUCUUAUCGUGAAACAACUAAGGCCAAAAAAGUGUGGACUCCAGGGACAGUGUGAUAGAGGGACCGUGCAGGAGGGACCGGAGCAGGCCCAGAGGGGGGCUGCAGCUGUGGUGGACUAGGAGAAGGGGGGAGGAGCACGGGCAGCGGGGAGCACAAGCAGAAGGAGAGGACAGAGCUGCGGGGACGAGGCCCUUGUAGGUGAAAGUCCGCCUUGGUAGAGUGGGUGCAGAUCCGAAUGCCUGCAGAGCUGGGCCGUCCGUGGAUACAUCAAAGGCCACAGAACGUUAUGAAAGAGAGCAUACAGCCCAGGCAUAGCACAGCGUACAGCCACUCGUUCUCCAACAUUUACAAGUACCUGCCAGAGACUCUGAUUCAGUAGGCGCGGGGCCUAGAAAUCCACCUGUUAAAACACCCCAGGUGAUUCUGAUGCAGGUGGUCUGUGGGCCAUACUUUGAGAAGUACUGGUGGAGACAUUGAGGAAAAGUUAGAGAAGUAAAUAUGUACAGCCACACAGGUGGCUGUAAGAUAAACUAAAGUCUCCGGGCAGCAUGCUUAAUGAACAAAGGGUGCUCCCAGUUCGGACUUGUGCAGGCAGAGGGUAAGCAUUCAGAUGCUGCGGGCAAUCAAGAGGACCUGAAGAGUCUGUGUAGGUAGGGGAGGAGAAGACAGAUGACCUUGGAGAAAGAUGUGGGAGAACUUAGAAGACCCUUUCAAACACAGAUUUCUAUGUAGAAAACUCUGGUUGAGGUUUGCUGCGUUCCUUGCCAGUGUUUUUGGACUUCUGUGGUGGGUGUGUGGUGAAGCACUGAGUCUGGCCCCAGUUGGGCAAAAGCAGGGGUUGCAGGCAGUCAAGUCUACCAAAGGCCACAUUAGGUCACACUUAUACUCUUACUAUAUAUGUGUGUGUGAGGCACAGGCCUGCCUUUCACGUGCCUCUAGUAGAGGGACGUGACGAGUAGAAGUGCCUGCCAUAAGGGAAGCACGGGUGAAUUUAAAGGAAGAAGAGAUCGGGGCACCUGGCCGGCUCAGUCGGAAAAGCGUGCAACUCCUGAUCUCGAGGUUGUGAGUUUGAGCCCCUUGACAAAAAUACAACUUUAGGGGCACCUGGGUGGUUCAGUCGGUUGGGCGUCCGACUUCGGCUCGGGUCAUGAUCUCGCGGUCCGUGAGUUCGAGCCCCGCAUCGGGUUCUGUGCUGACAGCUCAGAGCCUGGAGACUGCUUCGGAUUCUAUUCUCCCUCUCUCUCUCUGACCCUCCCCCAUUCAUGCUCUCUCUCUGUCUCAAAAAUAAAUAAACGUUAAAAAAAUUUUUUUUAAAUACAACUUUAAAAGAAAUGAAGGAGAGAUAAAAAAAAUAAAUGAAUAAGAUGAAAAUUUUAAAAGGAAGAAGAGAUGACACACAAUUCAGAAAAAUCAGCAAAGCCCUCUUCUCUGAGUCCUUCAGUUCUUAACCUCAAAAUGUAUUCAAGUCACCCUAAAAACCAAGUUUUUAAAAAUAACGUUUUCCCUCAGUCCUGCUGCAUCCUUCUCUUUCUCUGCAGAUGCAAACUCCUUGGAAUUGUCUCCACUCCUUCUUUCCACUCCCUGCCUCUCAUUCACUCCUCAGCCACUGCUGUCUGUCUCUGGCCCUGGCCUCCUCUCCUCCAGUGCAUACUCGAACGCCACUGAUCCACUGCCCCCUUCUGGUCCUUCCUGUUCUGUCUCCUGCCUUUAAUCCUUUUGACAUCUGGAGAUUCUUCUGGAUUCAGGGAGCCCCUUUUCUAGGAGUUCAGCUCCUUUCAGACUCUUCAUUUGCUUCCAACCACCUUGUCCCUAAAAUGUUUGUUAGUGGAUUUCUUUCUUUUCUUUUCUUUUCUUUUCCUUUCUUUUCUUUUCUUUUCUUUUCUCUUGUUUUCUUUCUUUCUUUUUUAGCUCUUGAAUAUCGAGAAUAUACAAUAUGCAAACCCUUUGAGCAUUAUACAUUCACUCCACGCAUAUGUAUCGAGCACUUUUUAUAUACCAACCACUGUUCUAAAUGGUGGAGGUACUUGCUGGACAAGACUAGGGAAGUCCCUACCAUUAGAUUCUAAUGAGAGGCGACAGGAAGCAAAUAAUUUCAGAUAGUGAUCAAUGCUCUGAAGAAAUAGGACAGCACAAUGGCAGCAUCAGUCUGGUGUCAAAAGGAACAGAAGACAGCGUUCAGCUUUUGACCACCACAACAGGCUGGAUGAGUCCCCAGCAAGCCAACAGCCUUUGACAGCCAGGCUUUUACUCGAAAAGAUGUUUUAAGUCCCCUAAACUAUCAACAAAGCAAGAACUCGGUAUGGUACCCACGAUUCUCUAAUUUACUACAAGGGACUCCUCCUUGUGAGAGGCAUGAACCGGCCCCAUGCAGCCUGGUGCAGGGUGGAGAGGAGAACUGAGGAGAAAACGGCCACAGAGGUCCCUGCUUUCCUUCACCACCACCCCCCAGGCUCGGGUGGGACCGGCAGGCAGAAACAUCUGCCCAGGUGCAGGGAAGGAGGAGAACUUCAGAGCUGAUGACCCCUCCCUGGAGGUUAGUGGGGGGAAUGGGCCGCCCCACAAUUCAGACCAGCCUGUUGACCAGCUUCACAGACAUCUUUUCCAGCCCUGCUCCCCGUGCUGUGGUUCCUACAACCACCCGGGGCCUGUGGGGCCAAGUGCAUUGCCUCCCCUUCUGAUUUAUCCUUCGCAUCACGGCCAAAAAGAGCCCCAAAAUGUGCGUCUGGUUGCCAAUCCCUCUGUAUUGAAUGGUUUAUUUUUAGAAUUUCUUGCUGGUGAGCAGGCAAUUGUUUUGGCAGCUUUCAAAAUACACUGUUAAAAUAGUCCUCACAGUGAAGACAUAAUCUGCUUAGCAGUUUUUUUGGUGCUUUUAUUGGGUCUGAAACGAGCAUCUUUGGCUGUAGUUUUGAAUAAAACAGAGGGGUGAAGUGGAAUGGAGUGAAAAGUAGAGAUUUGGUUCCCAAACUGUGCACCGAGGCACCCCAGGGCACUUCAGCAAAUUCACAAGGGUGCCAAAGGAUAUUUUAAUUUUCAAAGGAAAUGCAACAAUUUGGGACAUAUGUUGUACACUGGUCACUAUGAACUCAAGGCAGUUCGGUUUCAACAUCACAUUACACCACGCUACAUUCUUUUUGAGGAGGUAUCUUUAAGAAACCGAGUUUUGGGAAGUUUGGGUGAUAAGUAAGCACCCCUUAAAAAUCAAUGUGAAUAGGAAAUGAGGGUGGUUGUGUCCAAUCUGAUUCCAAAGUUUGAGAAGCUGUGCGGUGCUCAGCAGGCACAUAGCCCAUCAGUAAGUCAUUGUGAUUACAAAUAAAAUAAAAAUAUUUUUUCUCGCAA
This is a messenger RNA of Leopardus geoffroyi (Geoffroy's cat), 5844 nucleotides long. It is a transcript of the gene PDE6D, whose product is annotated as phosphodiesterase 6D. NCBI's taxonomy places the organism in Eukaryota, Metazoa, Chordata, Mammalia, Carnivora, Felidae. The coding region runs from base 1 to 792 and encodes 263 amino acids. The transcript is spliced from 6 exons. Gene Ontology annotation, cellular component: cytoplasm. The record is from RefSeq and is a predicted model, not a curated record.